AUGCGAGGUCAUGUAGUCGCUCCCCAUUAUACGGAUAGCCGAGAUGCAGAGCUGGAAGUCGCGGUCAGCCAACGUCGAUCUACGCAUAAACACUCAACUCUUCCAUCGAAGCACGUCGCGAGUUCCAUCGUCAUUGGGAUCGGGACAGUCAUCUGGUAUCGCAAAGAAACCAUCGGAAAUGCUUCGUCGGGUCAUCGACUUCCCGAAGCCAACCCGACGUCGGUUCUAUAUCCUUGCUACAAGUCAUUAGUGUUGCUAUGUAUGACAACGUAUACACAGGGAAAAGUUCCGAUCCCCUUCAGUGUCUUCCCGUCUGCGUAUCGGAACGCGGAAGUUAAGGAAUCUACCAGCGUCAAGGUAGAAGAACAGGAAGCACAGUUCGAGCAACAGGCUUCUCACGGACGGGAAGGUCACGAAGAGGUCCACGAAUCCUUCUCCGCUACCGUCCUCCCUCCUCCUCCGGCUCCCCAACAGCAGCAGCAGCAGCAGCAACACCACGACACUCACGUCAAGGAAGAGGUUCGCAUCUACGAAGAAGAGCGCCUCCGUCGUCCCCAGCCUCCCCAGCCCCAGCAGCAGUUCCAGCAGCCUCCCCAGCCCCAGCAGUUUCACGCUCAGCAGCCUCCCCAGCACCGUGAGGAGCUACAUAUCCACGAGCAGACUCGCUACAGACAGCCCGGAGCACCUCAGCCCCAGCCUCACUCUCAGCACGUUCAGCGUACUGACCGCCGACAUGCAGUCUCCACUUUUCCCUCACCUCCUCUAAGCUCUUCCUUGCCCAACCCAAAGCUGACCUUCCUUUCUUCCUUCAGCUACCAACCUCACCCCCAACCUCCUACAUCAUCCCACUCCCACGUCGAGGUUCAGGACAGGACCUACGAUAGACACUUCAAUACAGUCCACGGCCCUGCCACCGACUACGCUCCAUCCCAAAUCGACGUUACUGAACGUCAGAUUCGCGAACGUACCCGUCCCAUCGUCGCCGGUGCAAGCUACUCGAAGGAGACUUACACCACCAAGCACGACACCUUCCCCAGCAGCAAGCACGUCGAGUCUGUUGCCUCCCACCAGCCAUCUGAGGUUCGAGUAGAAACAUCUGCUCGUUCCACUGCCGCUCCCCCCAAGCACUUCAAGCGUGAUAUGGGAUAUUACGACAACGAGGGCCAAUACCACUCGCUUCGUCAAGGAAUCUCCCACGCCGCUCACAAGGUCGCCGACCGUAUCCAACACCCCAUCCACCCUCACCGUCACCACCACUCUCACGAGCACUCCUACCCCGGUGCCAAGUACGACGACGACCGUGAAGAGGUAAUCGUUAAGGAGAAGUACACUUCAGCUACUCCUUCCGUUGCCCCUGCCCGCCCCGUCCAAUCCGGAGCUCCAGUUGAAAGGGUCGUUCGCGUCCACAGCUCUCCUUCCCCUCCCAGGUCCACAGUCUCUGCUGCUGCACCUGCCCACUCCCACGCUCACGCUCACGCACCCGUCUCUGCUUCUAUCGCACCUGUCCCGACUUCUGUCCGUACAGUCCGCAAGAUGGCUUCCACCAAGACUAUCACCAUCCCCUGCCACCACAUCCGCAUUGGCGAUCUCCUGAUCCUCCAGGGCCGCCCUUGCCAGGUCAUCCGCAUCACCACCUCCUCCCAGACUGGCCAGCACCGUUACCUCGGUGUUGACCUGUUCACCAAGCAGCUCCAUGAGGAGUCCAGCUUCAUCUCCAACCCGGCUCCUUCCGUCGUUGUCCAGAACAUGCUUGGUCCUGUCUUCAAGCAGUACCGUGUUCUCGACAUCCGUGAGGAUGGUCGCGUUGUUGCCAUGACCGAGUCUGGCGAUGUCAAGCAGGGUCUUCCCGUCCUUGACCAGAGCGGUCUCAUCUCCCGUCUGACCGAGUCUUUCGACAACGGCCGUGGCAGCGUCCGCAUCCUCGUCAUCGAUGACGAUGGUAUGGAGAUGGCUGUCGACUACAAGGUUGUCCACGGAUCCAGGUUGUAG
Alternaria rosae is the source of this 1989-nucleotide messenger RNA. Its product is annotated as woronin body major protein. The transcript is spliced from 3 exons. The record is from RefSeq and is a predicted model, not a curated record. Gene Ontology annotation, molecular function: RNA binding; ribosome binding; translation elongation factor activity. Gene Ontology annotation, biological process: positive regulation of translational elongation. The coding region runs from base 1 to 1989 and encodes 662 amino acids. NCBI's taxonomy places the organism in Eukaryota, Fungi, Ascomycota, Dothideomycetes, Pleosporales, Pleosporaceae.